Messenger RNA from Sporothrix brasiliensis 5110, 4278 nucleotides. RefSeq names its product mitogen-activated protein kinase kinase kinase. The transcript has 2 exons. The record is from RefSeq and is a predicted model, not a curated record. Gene Ontology annotation, biological process: protein phosphorylation; stress-activated MAPK cascade. NCBI's taxonomy places the organism in Eukaryota, Fungi, Ascomycota, Sordariomycetes, Ophiostomatales, Ophiostomataceae. Gene Ontology annotation, molecular function: MAP kinase kinase kinase activity; ATP binding. The coding region runs from base 1 to 4278 and encodes 1425 amino acids. Gene Ontology annotation, cellular component: cytoplasm.
AUGGCGUCCGAGGCCUCGCCGCGCGUUAGAUUCGCGUACACCGACGACGACCGUGGACGCCUCGAGAAAACCAAGGGCUACCGGCAUCAACAGCAACCGUUCCCGUCCGACUCCUCUCUCUCCCCCGACUCUCCCCUCUCCGCAACGACGUCGCCCACAUCGUCCUCUUCCUUUGGAAUCGCCGGCGGUCUGUCUAGAAGCCACCGUGGCUCGGGUGCGAUGGGCGUCACUGCCGGCAUCGCAUCCGUCAUGAAUGGCAACGCGUCGAAUAUUUCCACUGGCGCCAGCAACGGAAGUGGAAUUGGCUUGGGCAAUGGCAAUGGUACGAGCGGAGGUGUGUCUGAUGGCUACAUUGCCAACUCCUCUAGUGGCGGGAGUGCGUGGCCGCAACGGCCAUCUGGACCAAACCGGACACUAUCAAACGCAUACCAGCCGCAGAGGCGACCCGGAGUCCAGCCCGCCUUUUCCGGCAUUAACGGUUCGGAGACACGUGUACCGAAUGCCAAGCCAAGGCAGCUCACCAGCGGGUCGACCUUCCGGGCCCAGGAACGCGAGUAUGUGAAACGCUUACGCGAGCAAGACUACGCAGCUGGCUACUUUGACAACAUCAACAGCACCGACGGAGGUAAUGCCGACUCCGAUUCCGAAGGCGAGACACCAUCAUCAGAAGGUCCCUUUGAUGACCGCUACGACCAAGAAGCGAUCAUGUUCUACAAUUUCGAUGACCUGCAUCCUACCGAAGAGGACAUUCGUGACGCCUCCAACCGCGAACGGCUCGAGUGGCACGGCAUGCUCGAGGCGGUCCUAACGGGCGACGUCGUCCGGCAGGAGAAGAAGCGCCUAAUUGGAGCAGGUGAAGAGCAAAGCGGCAAGACGGUGCAAAAGAGCGAGCUCUGGGUUGGCAUUCGCGCCAAAACGUGCGGCCGGCAAAUCACCGUCCAGCGCCGCAUGAUCGAGGAGUCGCGGAGCAAAGUGGAUCGCAUGAUUGACGACAUUAUCAAUUUCCGCGUUGAGGGUUUCAGCGAGGCAGGCAAGACGGCCAUGGAGCAGGUGGUCGAUGUCAUCAACAAGAUUGAAAAGGCCGAAUCGUUGUACCCCACACGCGCGGCCUUCCUUGCCGCCCAUAAGGCGGCCGCCACCGCACUGUACGAGGAUUCUUGCGACACCAUCGUCGCAUGGAGCAACACAAGCGACACGAUCAACCGGGAGCUAGCGAUUUUGCGCAAGUGGGUUGGGAACGACGAACUCGAUUUUACACGCUCGCGGGAGAAGUCGCCGAGCGGCAAUGGGCUGACGGACGAGUCCUCGUUCCUGGACCGACUGCUCAAGGAGGAGGGCCUGCGGUCGCUGCAUGUGCAUUUUGAGGAGGAUGGGAAGAGCCGCCGCCGCAGUAUGCUGGAAGGCAUCUCCGAAACGAUUCUCAAAGCCAAGGACACGCUCACGAUGCGGUCCGCCGAAUUCCGUACGCGCCAUCUUCCGUCACAUGUUGAGGACCUUCUGACGCUCGUCAGUUUCCCGGCGCGCCUGAUUGAAGAGAUUGUCAAAGUCCGGCUUGCCUACGCCAAGAAGAUGAAAGAGUCGGCCCAGCAAAACUCCCUGAUGCAAGACCAGAUGAUUUCGCAGUUCCAGGUGCUCCUCAAUCUCGCCAUUAAGGUCAAGCUCGAAUACGUUGCCAUCUCACAGCCGGAACCUGGCUGGGAGCUGCCCAACUGGAUUGACGAGUCCUUUGAUCAGGCCAUCCUGGACGCACUCAAAUACUACUUCAAGAUGCUCAACUGGAAGCUCACCAGCAACCGCAACACUUUCAAAGAGGCCGAGUUGCUCUUCCAGGAGUGGGAGUUUGCCAACGAGAUUGGCAGCCACCUGUACCACGGCGACGUUGAGGUGGCCGAACAGUUCAGCUCGCUGACGUUCAAGGCGUUCAACCGACUCAGUCAGACCUUUGACAAGGAGCUGCAGCGCAGGCCCAAAGAGAGCAUCUCCGACAUGAGCAAGCGAUACAAGCAGGUGUUGGACUCGGUGCGUGUGCGGCAGCGCAUGCUGCAGCGUUUCUCACGCCGGCUGAGCGACAACUACGAAAACGCGUGCGAUUUCAGCAUUGCCAUGACCGAGGAAGACAUGGAGCUGUUCUUUGACCGUCUUGUGGAUUCGGGCCACUUUCAGGUGUAUACACACAGCCUCGAGCGGGAGGGUGUGAUUCUCGUGGCGUCGCCAUCGCUGCAGAACCGGCACGAGGAGAUCCAGUCACUGAUGGGCCGCACCUCUUAUGAGCAGGUGGUGGAAGACCCCACGGACCCGUACGUGCUGGUCAUCCGCCCCGAAGGGAACCCGACGUGGUAUGGCCAGCGUGUGGCGCUCACAGUGCGCGAAGAGCCGCUCGACUUGAAGACGGGCCACCUGCGCCUGAUUGCGGGCGGAUCGCAGGGCCGCCUUGUGCUGGCUCGCAAGGCCUUCCUGGAGAACGCAGAUGUGCACCUUGACCUGGUCGUUGAGCAGCGGUCCAAUCUCAAAAAGGUCAAUGCCAAGAUGACGGAGAUCCGCCGCAUGGCGUACAAGCUGUCCAACACUUUCAUGGACAGUGUGGAGAAGAUCCAGCAACAGACACGGGGCGACAACUGUCAGGACCUGAUCCAAAUGUGCUUUGUGUUUGCAACCGAGUUCGGCCAACGCUCUAUGCUCUACAUGGACAGCAACCGGCGGCAGAUGCACAACAUCAAGCUCACCAAACUUGCGCUCGAUUGGGUCAACUUCAUCUGCGAAGACUGCGUGACGUCUGACCGGCGUACUUUCCGCUGGGCCGUGCUAGCUCUCGAGUUUGCCAUGGGCAUGACGCGCGGCCGGCACAUCCUGGGCCUGACAGAGGCCGAGUACGAGCAGCUGCGCGACCGCGUGUCCGGGUGCAUGUCUCUGCUUAUCUCGCACUUUGACAUUAUGGGUGCACGGUCGAGUGUAGCGGCACAGGCGGAGCGACAGCGCCUCGAGGCGUCCGCCAACUCCAAGCGGCCCGACAAGAACCGGUUCCUCAGCGAUGCGGAGGCGUCGGCAUACGUCGAAGAGCACCGCAUGGAGGAACUGAACCAGAUCGACGAGGUCCGCAAGUCGAUUCUCGAGCAGCGGUCGUCACUCGGCCGCGUGCUCGAGGCGUCCAACGAAGUGGACCGGUCGUUGGCGUACCUGUCGUCCACGGCGACCAACUUUACGAUGCGCUGGCAGCAGGGCUACUUUGUGGGCGGCGGCACGUUUGGCAACGUCUACGCGGCCAUGAACCUGGACAAUGGCCAGCUGAUGGCCGUCAAGGAGAUCCGCCUGCAAGACCCCAAGCUCAUCCCGACGAUUGCCACGCAGAUCAAAGACGAGAUGCGGGUGCUCGAGUCGCUCGACCACCCCAACGUUGUGUCGUACUAUGGCAUUGAGGUGCACCGCGACCGCGUGUACAUUUUUAUGGAGUUCUGUUCUGGCGGGUCGCUGGCGAGCCUGCUGGAGCACGGCCGCAUCGAAGACGAGCAGGUCGUCCAAGUGUAUGCGCUGCAGCUGCUCGAGGGCCUCGCCUACCUGCAUGAGAUUAAGAUUGCUCACCGCGAUAUCAAGCCCGAAAACAUCCUCCUCGACCACAAUGGUAUCAUCAAGUACGUCGAUUUUGGUGCGGCCAAGGUGAUUGCGCGGCACGGCCGCACGAUGAACAACCUCGACCCAACGAUGGCCAUGGGCGCCAUGUCGAAGCCGGCCAACCGGUCGAUGACCGGCACACCAAUGUACAUGUCCCCUGAAGUCAUCAAGGGCGAGACACCGGACCACUUUGGCGCUAUCGAUGUCUGGUCGCUCGGGUGUGUGAUCCUCGAAAUGGCCACGGGCCGCCGGCCCUGGGGCAACCUCGACAACGAGUGGGCUAUCAUGUACAACAUUGCCCAGGGCAACCCACCGCAGCUGCCGACAACGGACCAGCUGAGCCCGGAGGGCAUUGACUUCCUCAAGUGCUGCUUCCGGCGCGACUCGGGCAAGCGAUCGACGGCCGUUGACCUGCUGCAGCACGAGUGGAUCAUGGGCAUCCGCAACCGCGUGGUGGAGCCGUCGACGCCGAGCGACAUUAGCAACGUUAGCACCUCGACAGCCGUAUCGCUGUCGUCGUUGCCGACGGCCAACGGUGGCAACACGGCACAGGAGGCCGCUCUGACAGCAGCAGCAGCCACAGCGGCGGCGGCUACUGCUGCUGCCGCCGCCUUGGUGGCCGGUGAGACGACGCCACCGACGCCGCCCCCGCCCCCGCCGCCGGGGUGCUGA